Messenger RNA from Coniosporium apollinis CBS 100218, 492 nucleotides. Its product is annotated as peptidyl-prolyl cis-trans isomerase-like 3. Bases 1 to 492 code for a protein of 163 amino acids. The record is from RefSeq and is a predicted model, not a curated record. The transcript is spliced from 3 exons. Gene Ontology annotation, biological process: protein folding; protein peptidyl-prolyl isomerization. NCBI's taxonomy places the organism in Eukaryota, Fungi, Ascomycota, Dothideomycetes. Gene Ontology annotation, cellular component: catalytic step 2 spliceosome. Gene Ontology annotation, molecular function: peptidyl-prolyl cis-trans isomerase activity.
AUGUCCGUCACACUCCACACCACCCACGGUGACCUCAAGCUCGAGAUCUUCUGCGAAUCCGUCCCCCACACCGCCGAGAACUUCCUCGCCCUCUGCGCCAGCUCCUUCUACAAUGGCUCGCCCUUCCACCGAAACAUCCCCGGCUUCAUGAUCCAGACCGGCUCGCCUGCCGCGGACCCCAAGUCUAAGACCUCGACCUCCAUCUAUGGCAACGGCCUCUUCGCCGACGAGAUCAAGCCAUCCCUCCGGCACAACGCGCGCGGGAUUGUGAGCAUGGCGAACAAGGGGCCGGAUACGAAUGGGAGCCAGUUCUUCGUUUGCUAUGCGCCUGCGCCGCAUUUGGAUGGGAAAAACACCGUCUUUGGCCGGGUGAUUGAUGGGAUGGAGACGCUGGAUCGGCUGGAGGGGCUGGAGGUGGAUAAGAAGGGAAGGCCGAAGGAGAAGUGUGUUAUCGAGAGGGUCACUAUGCAUGCGAAUCCCCUGGCUGGUUGA